AUGCUCAACAAUUUUCGUCAAAUUUUUCCUCGUGUAAUUCGUCCAACGAUGAUGUUGGCUAAUGUUCGUUCAAAAUCAACAGAUGCUGAUAACUCAUCUCUUUCAGCAAAUGUACCAAAAGGUUUAUGGAAACUUGGGAGAUUGAAUCAUUUGGCUGUUGCUGUUCCAAAUUUAGAUGAAGCAAGUAGUUUUUUUAAAAAUGUUCUUCGAGCACAAUCCGUUAGUGGAGCUGUAGCACAAAAAGAGCAUGGUGUUUAUACAGUUUUUGUUGAAUUUGGCAAUACUAAAAUAGAACUUCUACAUCCACUUGGUGACAAUAGUCCAAUUGCAAAUUUCUUAAAAAAAAACAAGAACGGUGGAAUUCAUCAUGUUUGCAUUGAAGUUGAUAGUAUUGAAGCUGCAAUAAAAGAUAUUCGAAAUCAAAAGAUUCGAACACUCAGUGAGAAAACUCAAAUUGGGGCUCACGGUAAACCAGUUAUAUUUCUUCAUCCAAAAGACUGUGGUGGAGUACUAAUCGAACUUGAACAAUCUUAA
Molecule: messenger RNA, 534 nt
Organism: Rotaria socialis
Lineage: Eukaryota; Metazoa; Rotifera; Eurotatoria; Philodinida; Philodinidae
Source: the annotation of a GenBank genome assembly